Messenger RNA from Radiomyces spectabilis, 2430 nucleotides. RefSeq names its product P-loop containing nucleoside triphosphate hydrolase protein. Lineage: Eukaryota; Fungi; Mucoromycota; Mucoromycetes; Mucorales; Radiomycetaceae. The record is from RefSeq and is a predicted model, not a curated record. Bases 1 to 2430 code for a protein of 809 amino acids. Gene Ontology annotation, molecular function: GTPase activity; GTP binding; microtubule binding. The transcript has 5 exons. Gene Ontology annotation, cellular component: membrane; microtubule; cytoplasm.
AUGUCCGACAAGAGCGCGGCCUUUUUACGGGACACGGUGGCAGUAGCAGAAUCCGUUCUUGGCAGCAUACAGAAAGGAAUCGAUGAGUUUGAUGUUUCCAUUCCUGAAAUCCAUCUUCGAGUACCUCAAUCCUUGAAAGACUUUCUGGCCGGGGCCACUAAAGCGGAAGAGGAACCCACGGUGAAUCACAAGUUCUCCGAAAACAAAGCCGAUGCCGAACAACAACGAAAGCAACGAAAGAGUGAGCAGCCUGGAGAUGACAGUGGAGAUCCUGGCAACGGUGGAGGCGCAGCAACAGCAGCUGCUGCGGCAGCUGCUGUGUAUCUUGCUGAUAGCGAAGACGAGGAAGAGGAGCCAGCGCAGAAAAAAGCGCGCAAGAAAUCCAAGCGGCAAUCCACGAUGUCCGUGCAUGAUGAGCAAUUAAUGAUGCUUACGAAAAAAUUGAUUGAAAUUCGAAGUAUCCUCAUGUCCAUCGAUCACAACGAGACACUGAAAUUGCCGAGUAUCGUGGUGAUUGGAUCCCAGAGUUCCGGCAAAAGCUCCGUAUUAGAGGCGAUUGUGGGUCAUGAAUUCUUGCCAAAAGGAACCAAUAUGGUCACUCGACGUCCGAUUGAAUUGACAUUGAUCCAUACGCCAGGUCAAGAUGAGGAAUACGGUGAAUUUCCUCAACUUGGACUCGGCAAAAUGCACGAUUUCAAAAAGAUUCAGAAGACACUGGUGGAUAUGAACUUGGCGGUAUCGGAAGAGGAGUGCGUUUCGGACAAACCAAUCGAGCUUCGUGUUUAUUCUCCCAAUGUUCCUGAUUUGACUCUGAUCGAUCUGCCGGGUUAUAUCCAGAUUUCCAAUCGCAAUCAACCGGAAACACUGAAAAACAAGAUUGAAGAUUUGUGUGAAAAGUAUAUCCGAGGUCCCAACAUCAUCUUGGCCGUGUGUGCCGCCAAUGUCGAUCUCGCGAAUUCGCCCGCAUUGAGAGCCAGUCGCAAAUGGGAUCCUUUAGGUCUGCGCACCAUUGGUGUCAUUACCAAAAUGGAUCUGGUUUCACCCGAAGUUGGUGCCGGUAUUCUUCGUAAUGCGGAUUAUCCUUUGCAUCUCGGUUACAUUGGUGUCGUUUGCAAAGCCCCCGAUCGCAUCGAAGGCAAUAUGACGAAUGCCUUGAUUCGAAGCGAAGAAGCGUUUUUCCGUCAUCAUCUGAUUUACAAUCAGCGUGAUAUCCAGGUCGGCACAGCGACAUUGCGACAUAAACUGAUGAAUGUCUUGGAACAAAGCAUGGGCAAAUCGCUGUACAGCAUUGUGGAUGCCGUGCAACGUGAAUUGGAGGAAGCCCGAUACCAGUUCAAGGUGCAAUACAACGACCGACGGGUGACGGCUGAAUCAUAUGUUGCAGAAACGAUGGAUUCUCUCAAGCACAAUUUCAAAGAUUUCGCUACUCGCUUCGGUAAACCUCAAGUACGCCAUGAAAUCAGCGAGUUGCCGAAAAGUGGAUCCGACGACAUUUACUGGUUGUACAAGAUCGAUUUGGCCUCGGCGGCUCUGACCAAGAGCGGUAUUGGUCGAUCCACCACGCAAUUGGUGGUUGACGUACUGAUGAGCAACAUGGAACGUCUAGCCAAUGCGGAACCCUUUACCUUCCAUCCUGACACGCGCAAACAAAUCAUGAAUUUCACCAGCGAAAUUCUGCGAGCCAAAUACUUGACCACCAGCGAUCAAGUGGAGAACACCAUCAAACCUUACAAAUACGAGGUGGAAGUGACCGAGAUGGAAUGGAGCGAUGGUGUGAAGCGGUCGGUCGCAUUGUUGGAGAAAGAACUGGAAAUGUGUGAACAGAUGGCGAGCACGAUUAAAAACGCGGUUGGAAAGAAGAAACUUCGAAGUGCCAUCAACUAUCUUUUGGAUUCUGAACGGGCGCAUGAUCGUCAGCAGCCAAUAGCCGAAGAUGGUGAUGGAUCCACUGAUUCAGCCAUGUUUGCUCAAGAUGAUGAAGAAGUGGUGAAACCCUUUUAUAAUCCGCGUGUGCUCGAAAAAGCCAAAGAAGCGUUGUAUUUGCGAGACCGAGCCAUGAUCCUCAAAUAUCGCAUCGCUGCUUUGAAAAGCCGUCAAUGCAAAUCCGCAGAAAAUAAGCAGUACUGCCCUGAAGCAUUUUUAAAUGUGAUUGCUGAAAAGUUGACCUACACAGCUGUCAUGUUCAUUCAAGUCGAAUUGUUGAAUGAAUUCUUUUUCCAAUUCCCACGCGAAGUCGACAAUCGUCUAGUCUACGAAAUGAACCGUCAACAAAUCCAACAGUUUGCUCGAGAAAACCCGCCGAUACAGAAACACUUGAAUCUGCAGGAACGCAAGAUGAAACUCGAAGAAGUCAUGGAUAAACUCAACUAUCUUGUGAAACGACAAGCAGAUAGGCAGGAACGCGGUCAAGCCAACGGUUACGGCAUGUAA